Molecule: messenger RNA, 715 nt
Organism: Solanum lycopersicum (tomato)
Lineage: Eukaryota; Viridiplantae; Streptophyta; Magnoliopsida; Solanales; Solanaceae
Product: small nuclear ribonucleoprotein SmD3b
Biological process (GO): spliceosomal snRNP assembly; RNA processing
Cellular component (GO): catalytic step 2 spliceosome; U2 snRNP; SMN-Sm protein complex
Molecular function (GO): RNA binding
Source: RefSeq, a predicted model, not a curated record
UCGAUACAGAUUCACAAUUUUGCGGUAGCAUUAGGUUUUUGGAAGAAAGUACAGCGAUGAGUCGGAGCUUAGGCAUACCGGUGAAACUUCUACACGAGGCAACAGGGCAUAUAGUGACUGUAGAGAUGAAAAGCGGCGAGCUUUAUAGAGGAAGUAUGGUCGAGUGCGAGGACAACUGGAAUUGCCAGCUCGAAACCAUCACUUACACUGCUAAAGACGGAAGGGUGUCACAACUGGAACAUGUUUUUAUCCGAGGCAGUAAAGUCAGGUUCAUGAUAAUUCCAGAUAUGCUUAAGAAUGCUCCCAUGUUCAAGCGUCUAGAAGCUAGAAUUAAGGGCAAAGGUUCAUCACUUGGUGUUGGAAGGGGACGUGCUAUGGCAAUGCGUGCUAAAGCUCAGGCAGCAGGUCGUGGAGCAGCACCUGGUCGGGGUGCUGUACCCCCUGUAAGAAGAUGAUUGACCCAUGCAGGAUUUCAUAUGAUGUGGUUGAGAUUUUCUUAUGUUUAUUGUAUUGGCAUACGCUUCUGUUCCCUUGUAAUCUAAGAAGUAGUAAGGAACACACUUGGUUUAGAAUUUCAACUACGAUUUGAGAGAAGCUGAGUGUCUAGUUGCUCUGCCCACAAGUCUCUACGAAUACUACAAGUCAAUUUGUUGGGAAAAGUUAUCCAAAAAUUUCGAAUGAAAUUGCUCUAUAUAUGAGGCAAUCAUGAAACCAA